Teleopsis dalmanni is the source of this 1938-nucleotide messenger RNA. RefSeq lists its product as uncharacterized. The coding region runs from base 1 to 1938 and encodes 645 amino acids. The record is from RefSeq and is a predicted model, not a curated record. Lineage: Eukaryota; Metazoa; Arthropoda; Insecta; Diptera; Diopsidae. The transcript has a single exon.
AUGCAUCCACAUUACAGUUUGCCACAUCAUUGUGUAAUCAAGGCAAAUAGUACUACAACAAAGCUUCGAGUGGUGUUUGAUGCAUCUGCAAGAACAUCAACCGGAGUCUCACUCAAUGAUAUCAUGCAUAAUGGUCCAGUCGUGCAGAACGAACUCUCAUCCAUUUUACUGCGUUUCAGGAAACCACGCUUCGUUUUUACAACAGAUAUUGAAAAGAUGUAUCGGCAGAUACUAAUUGAUCCAAGAGAUGAAUAUCUUCAAAUCAUUAUCUGGCGAGAGUCACCAGAAGAAAACUUGUGCUAUUACAAAUUAAAAACGGUAACGUAUGGCACAAGAGCAGCGCCGUAUCUGGCAACUAAGUGCCUACAAACCCUGGCCAGAGAGCAUGCCGUUAAAUUUCCGCUUGGUUCCGCUACACUCAGCAAGGAUUUUUAUGUCGAUGACGGUUUAAGUGGCUCAGACAGUCUCAUGGAGGCAAUUGCAACAAAGGAUCAACUUAUUAAAAUAUUGGCGACAGCUGGUUUCAAACCUCGCAAGUGGUGCGCAAAUAAUUCCCAAUUACUUCAAGGACUCGCUCCAGAAGAUCAAGAAGUGGAUCUCGAUGUCAGCAGUGAGUCACAUAAGACAGUAAAAACUUUAGGCCUUAUCUGGCUACCAAAAUCUGAUCAAUUUUCAAUAAAAACUAAUGGACCUACACACAGCAAAAUAACAAAGAGGACCGUAAGUUCUGAUUUGGCGCACAUUUUUGAUCCACUUGGAUUAAUGGCUCCCGUAGUAGUGAAGGCGAAAGUAUUUGUUCAAAAAUUGUGGCAGUUAAAACUUUCGUGGGAUGAAGCUCUGCCUGCUGAAAUGCAUACUCAAUGGACCCAUUUUCGUCAGAGCUUAUGUGAAAUAAACAAUGUGAAGAUUCCACGACAUAUAUUUCAUCAUAAACAACCAAGGAAUACUCAGAUUCAUGUAUUUACUGAUGCCUCCGAAAGGGCCUAUGGAGCUGCCAUUUACAUCAGAGCCGAAAUAACUGAUCGAACUAUCUCAGUUCAGUUACUUUGUUCAAAAUCACGCGUCGCUCCACUAAAAACGCAGACAAUACCAAGACUUGUGUUAUGUGCGGCUUUACUAGAAGCACAAUUGGUAGUAAAGGUAAAAAAGGAUUUGGAAUAUGAACAUCAUCCGAUAUAUAUGUGGACUGAUUCUGAAAUAACAUUGCAUUGGAUCAAUUCAGAACCAUCAACAUUCCAAACUUUCGUUGCUCAUCGUAUCAGUAAGAUUCAGCAAUUACCACUAAAGGAACAGUGGAGGCAUGUCAAUACUAAACAAAAUCCAGCUGAUUUAUUAUCCAGAGGUGUAGAUCCAAUUUACAUUCAGAAGAAUGCAAUGUGGUUUUAUGGGCCACUUUUCCUUCAUGGAAAUCAAGAAUGCUGGCCCCAACCAUUCCGUCAGGAAUUGAUAACAUCCGACCAUAUACAAGCGGAAGUCAAAAGGAAGGUACAUGUGCUUACAAUUUCACAUGAUGAUGAACUAAUCAAAAUGAUUUAUACGAUAAGGUAUGGAAACUCAUUCAUAAGGUUGCAACGAAUUCUUGGCUAUGUGUUGAGAUUCAUCAAAGGGUUACGUAAUAAGAGCAAGCACAACGACAUCAAUUUGACACCAUUAGAACUGGAGGAGUCAUUACUCAUAAUUAUAAAAGCCAUACAGCUAAGUGAUUUCAAUGAAGAACGACAUCAACUCUUAAAGAAAAGGGAUCUGAAAGGAAGCAGUAGUCUCCACGGACUUUCUCCAUUUAUCGACGAUAGUGGCGUCAUCAGGGUUGGAGGUCGAUUGACGUCGUCACAUCUUACCUACGAUGCCAAACACCCCAUGCUGCUGCCAUAUAACCAUCCAAUAGCUAAGCUCAUAAUGAAACAUUUACAUGAGAAGGGACUUCACUGCGGACCGUAA